CGUGACCGGGGUUGACGUUUCCCAGUGGAGGCGGGGACAGCCGGUCUUGCAGAUGGCCCCGCUACCAGGGGCAGAGCUGGUCCAGAGGCCUCUGCAGCUCUACCGAUACCUGCUGCGCUGUUGCCGACAGCUGCCCACCAAGGGCAUCCAGGAGCAUUACAAACACGCGGUCAGGCAGAGUUUCCGGGUUCAUUCAGAUGAAGACAGUCCUGAGAGAAUCCAGCAAAUUAUUAAAAGAGCCAUUGAAGAUGCCGACUGGAUCAUGAACAAAUAUAAAAAACAAAACUGAGACUCCUGAAGACCCUGAAGCUGAGACACCUCGCUGGAGCUAGCCAGCAGCAGCAGCUCUGGACUGUCCAUUGUCUUGUGAGACAGCAGGAGUCAGGGGUCAGAGAUGCUCAGACUGCUCUUCUCGGCAUGUUCACGCCCCCAGUGACCUUUACGUUUGCUUUUCCAGCUGGUUAUGAUGUGAGAUUGGGGGAGAAUGCAUUUUUUCACUCUGCUUUGAAAGUGAUUCAUUUAUUCUGGAUGUCAUCUUUGAGACCGGAGUGGGCGUCUGCUCAGAUGGCAGCCUGUACGGAGGACAGGGCAUGGGAUUUAGAACCAGACGGAUCUGGAUUUGAAUCCCAGCUCAGUGGCUUUUCAAGGGUGUUGACUUUGAACUCGAUUUACUCCUUUGUGAGAAUGAAACAAGAUGAAGUUAAAGAGCCCGACACAGAACAUAGUACGUGGUGGGGCCCAUAAACCUCGCUCUAAGGAAGAUGUCCUCCCUGCUCCCACACUGCUCCGUGCAUCUCUCUCUAGCCCACUCCUCCUCCGGUCGGUUUGUUUGUGGACUUGUCCUUUCCUGCUUGUCACCCCCCACCAUUCCCUAGGACC
Molossus molossus (Pallas's mastiff bat) is the source of this 879-nucleotide messenger RNA. RefSeq names its product LYR motif containing 9 (gene LYRM9). The record is from RefSeq and is a predicted model, not a curated record. The transcript has 4 exons. The coding region runs from base 53 to 289 and encodes 78 amino acids. Lineage: Eukaryota; Metazoa; Chordata; Mammalia; Chiroptera; Molossidae.